This is a messenger RNA of Dama dama (fallow deer), 7885 nucleotides long. RefSeq names its product cullin 9 (gene CUL9). Gene Ontology annotation, molecular function: zinc ion binding; ubiquitin protein ligase binding. The record is from RefSeq and is a predicted model, not a curated record. Lineage: Eukaryota; Metazoa; Chordata; Mammalia; Artiodactyla; Cervidae. The transcript is spliced from 42 exons. Gene Ontology annotation, cellular component: cullin-RING ubiquitin ligase complex. Bases 117 to 7868 code for a protein of 2583 amino acids. Gene Ontology annotation, biological process: ubiquitin-dependent protein catabolic process.
AGGGCUUCAAAGCCGAUAUUGGAACGGAAAGGGCAGCCUACGGCUGCGGAAAAAGGGGCCACGCUACCACGUCCCAGAGGCUCCCCGUGCAGCGCGCCCCCAGACAGGAAGUCAGGAUGGUGGGAGAACGGCGCACUGGGGACCUCAUGGUGCCCUUGGGGCCCCGGCUACAGGCAUAUCCCGAAGAGCUCCUUCGACAGCGGCCUGGGCAGGAUGGGCAUCCUGAAUACCUGAUCCGAUGGAGUGUCCUGAGGUGUGGGGAAGUGGGCAGAGUGGGUGUGGAGGAGGGCAAGGCAGAGCACAUCCUCAUGUGGCUGUCAGCCCCCGAGGUCUAUGCCAGCUGCCCCAUGCUGUUAGGGGAACGGGCGUUGUCUAAGGGACCUCAGCACGAGACAGCUGGGGGUUCAGCAAGCUUUCCCCGAGACCCAGGCGGUCUGGAUGACGUGGCCAUGGGAGAGAUGGAGGCCGACGUGCGGGCACUGGUGCGCAGGGCUGCCCGACAGCUGGCAGAAGGUGGGACCUCGAGCCUCACGGCCGCUGUGCUCCACACCAUUCACGUGCUCAGCGCCUAUGCCAGCAUCGGACCCCUCACUGGGGUCUUCAGGGAGACGGGCGCCCUGGACCUACUCAUGCACAUGUUGUGCAACCCUGAGCCUCAGAUCCGUCGGAGUGCCGGCAAGAUGCUGCAGGCCCUGGCAGCCCACGAUGCUGGGAGUCGGGCUCACGUCCUUCUGUCACUGAGCCAACAAGACGGCAUCGAGCAGCACAUGGAUUUUGACAGCCGCUAUACUUUGCUGGAACUGUUCGCAGAGACCACGUCUUCCGAGGAGCACUGCAUGGCCUUUGAGGGCAUUCACCUGCCUCAGAUCCCAGGAAAACUGCUCUUCUCCCUGGUGAAACGCUACCUGUGUGUCACUUCCCUGCUGGAUCAGCUGAAUAACAGUCCAGAGCAGGGGGCCGGAGACCGAGGCUCCCCAACCUUGAGGGAGGAUUUGGGCCGGGAGAAGAGCCGGGGACAGCGGGAGCUGGAGUUCAGUAUGGCUGUGGGCAACCUUAUCUCGGAGCUGGUGCGGAGCAUGGGCUGGGCCCGGAACCUCAGCCAACAGGGCACGUUGCCACCCCGGCCGACCCGGUCCAUCUUUCAGCCCAGCAUUUCAAGCCCCAGCCUUUUACUCCCCACCAUCGUUGCGACCCCCAGGAGGCAAGGGCGGGCCUUCCGCCAGCGUGCUGAAUUCUCCAGCCUUAGUGGCUACGGUGAGUAUGUGCAGCAGACCCUGCAGCCGGGGAUGCGAGUGCGGAUGCUGGAUGACUACGAAGAGAUCAGCGCGGGGGACGAGGGCGAGUUCCGGCAGAGCAACAAUGGCGUGCCCCCUGUGCAGGUCUUCUGGCAGUCGACGGGCCGUACCUACUGGGUGCACUGGCACAUGCUGGAGAUCCUGGGUCCUGCGGAGACUGCUGAGGACACAGCUUCAGUGGCUGCGGAGAAGGGGGCGGGGGCUGCUGUGUUGGGCACAGCACUCCCCUCCUGGGACUGGAAGCCAGUGGACGGGCUCUGCUCUUUGCCAUACCUCCAGCCCGAGCCUCAGAGGAACGAGGAACCGGGUUACCUGACCCAGGCUGAGUGGUGGGAGCUGCUCUUCUUCAUCAAGAAGUUGGAUGUAUGUGAGCAGCAGCCAAUUUUCCAGAGACUUCGGGAGAACCUGGAUGAGAUCCUGGAUGAGAAGGCCCUGGGUGAAAUGUCUGUCUCCGUGGCCAUGGCAGAGGGUCUGCUGCAGGUUCUCAGGAAUCGGUUUGACGGCAGCACCCUCAGCGACCUGCUCAACUCCCAGAUCUACACCAAAUACGGGCUGCAGCCCGAUGCUCUAAGUGGCUCGUCACAAAGCCACUCCAGUACCCUGGAUCCUGAAGAGGAGUCGAAGUCAGAGGCCACCUUCUCAGAGGAGGAGACUGAGUCUCCCAAAGUGAAGGCCGAGCCCCUCAAGGCAGAGGCAGAGCCGGUCAAGGGAAAAACUGAGCCGCCCAUGGCACAGAGCGAUUCGCAGCUGUUCAACCAGCUUCUGGUGACUGAGGGGAUGGCUCUGCCCCCCGGGAUGAAGGAGGCAGCCAGUGAAAUGAUUAGAGCCUUGCGGGGUCCUGGGCCACGCAGCUCUCUGGACCAGUACGUGGCAGCAGUCGUGGCCACUGUGCAAAUCUCCAGCUUGGACACCAGUCUGCAGCUCUCAGCACUCUGUGCUCUCUCCCAGGCCGUGGAGGAGGUCACAGAGCGAGACCACCCUCUGGUCCGUCCCGACAGAUUCCUGAGGGAGAAGCUGGUGAAGACGCUGGUGGAGCUGCUGACCAACCAGGUAGGAGAGAAGAUGGUGGUGGUGCUGGCUCUGCGGCUCCUUUACCUGCUCAUGACCAAGCACGAGUGGCGCCCGCUCUUCGCCAGGGAGGGCGGCAUCUACGCUGUGCUGGUCUGCAUGCAAGAGUACAAGACUUCCGUCUUGGUGCAGCAGGCGGGGCUGGCGGCGCUGAAGAUGCUGGCCAUCGCCAGCUCCUCGGAGAUCCCCACGUUUGUCACCGGCCAAGAUUCCGUCCACCCUUUGUUUGACGCCCAGAUGACCAGGGAGAUCUUCGCCAGCAUCGACUCGGCCACCCGCCCGGACUCUGAGAGCCUGCUCCUCACUGUCCCUGCUGCCGUGGUCCUUAUGCUGAACACAGAGGGGUGCUCCUCCGCGGUGAGAAACGGCCUCCUCCUGCUCAACCUACUUUUGUGCAACCACCACACUCUGGGAGACCAGAUCAUCACCCGUGAGCUGAGAGACACCUUGUUUAGACACUCAGGCAUAGCACCGGGGACAGAACCCAUGCCCACCACCCGCACCAUCCUCAUGAUGCUUCUCAAUCGCUACUCGGAGCCACCUGGCAGCCCCGAGCCUGCAGCAGCACCGGAGACCCCCAGUGCCCAGGGCCAGGAGGGGUCCCCUGAGCUGCUGAUCCGAUCCCUGGUGGGGGGCCCGUCUGCAGAACUCCUCCUGGACUUGGAGCGCGUUCUAUGCCGAGAGGGCGGCCCGGGGGGUGCCGUGAAGCCCCUCCUCAAGCGCCUCCAGCAGGAGAGCCAGCCCUUCCUCCUGUUCCUGUGGACUCUGGACGCCCCCGGGCCCAAUAAAACCCUACUGCUGACGGCGCUGAGGGUCAUGACCCAGCUGCUGGAUCACACUGAGGCCAUGGUCCUCCCCUGGCACGAGGUCUUGGAGCCCUGCCUCAACUGUCUGAGUGGCCCCGGCAGUGACUCUGAGAUUGUCCAGGAGCUGCUGUGCUUCCUGUAUCGCCUGGCCUCCACGCACAAGGACUACGCGGUGGUGCUCUGCUGCCUGGGAGCCAAAGACGCCCUCACCAAGGUCCUGGAGAAGCACUCGGCUCAGCUGCUGCUGGCCUGCGAGCUGCGGGACCUGGUGACAGAGUGUGAGCAGCACGCCCAGCUCUACAGCAACCUCACCUCCAGCAUCCUGGCGGGCUGCAUUCAGAUGGUGCUGGGCCAGAUCGAAGAUCACAGACGAACCCACCGCCCCAUCAACAUCCCCUUCUUCGACGUGUUCCUUAGGCAUCUCUGCCAGGGCUCCAGCGUGGAAGUGAAAGAGGACAAGUGCUGGGAGAAGGUGGAGGUGUCGUCCAACCCGCACCGGGCCAGCAAGCUGACAGAUCGCAACCCGAAGACCUACUGGGAGUCCAACGGCAGCACCGGCUCCCACUUCAUCACCCUCCACAUGCACCGUGGUGUUCUUGUGAGGCAGCUGACUCUUCUGGUGGCCAGUGAGGACUCGAGUUACAUGCCGGCCCGGGUGGUGGUGUUUGGGGGUGACAACGCCAGCUGCAUCAACACGGAGCUCAAUACGGUGAACGUGAUGCCCUCUGCCAGCCGGGUGGUCCUCCUGGAGAACCUGAGCCGCGUCUGGCCCGUCAUCCAGAUCCGCAUAAAGCGCUGCCAGCAGGGCGGCAUCGACACCCGGGUUCGGGGUGUGGAGGUCCUCGGCCCCAAGCCCACUUUCUGGCCGCUGUUUCGAGAGCAGCUGUGUCGCCGUACAUGUCUCUUCUACACCAUUCGGGCCCAAGCUUGGAGCCGGGACAUCGCGGAGGACCGCAAGCGCCUCCUCCAGCUCUGUCCCAGACUGAACAGGGUUUUGCGUCACGAGCAGAAUUUUGCAGAUCGCUUCCUCCCUGAUGAAGAGGCCGCCCAAGCGCUGGGCAAGACCUGCUGGGAGGCCCUGGUCAGCCCCCUGGUGCAGAACAUCACCUGCCCGGAUGCGGAAGGUGUGAGCUCCCUGGGGUGGCUGCUGGAUCAGUACCUAGAGCAGAGGGAGAGCUCUCGGAGCCCCCGGAGUCGAGCCGCAUCCUUUGCCUCUCGUGUGCGUCGCCUUUGCCACUUGCUGGUGCACGUGGAGCCUCCUCCCGGACCUUCUCCUGAGCCAUCCGCCCGGCCCCCCAGCAAGAGCAGUAAGGGUCGGGACUGGAGCCCCGGGCCUUCCCCCGUUCUUCCAAGCAGCAGCUUGAGGAACAUAACGCAGUGCUGGCUGAGCGUGGUACAGGAGCAGGUCAGCACAUUCCUGGCUUCGGCCUGGAGGGCCCCGGACUUCGUGCCCCGCUACUGUAAACUCUACGAGCGCUUGCAGAGGGCAGGCUUGGAGCUCUUUGGGCCCCGGGCGGCCUUCACGCUGGCCCUGCGCAGCGGCUUCUCUGGUGCCUUGCUGCAGCAGUCUUUCCUCACCGCUGCCCACAUGAGUGAGCAGUUCGCCCGGCACAUUGACCAGCAGAUCCAGAGUGGCCUGAUGGGUGGAACCCCUGGAGUGGAAGUACUGGGGCGGCUCCAGUGGCACCUGGAGCCCAUCAUGGUCCUCUCUGGCCUGGAGCUCGCCACAACUUUUGAGCACUUCUACCAGCACUACAUGGCGGACCGUCUUCUGAGCUUGGGCUCAAGCUGGCUGGAGGGGGCCGUGCUGGAGCAGAUCGGCCUUUGUUUCCCCAACCGCCUCCCCCAGCAGAUGUUGCGGAGCCUGAGCACCUCGGAGGAGCUGCAGCGCCAGUUCCACGUAUACCAGCUCCAGCAGCUGGACAAGCUGUUCUUGGAGCAGGAGGAUGAGGAGGAACAGGGCCUGGAAGAAGAGGAGGAGGAAGAGGAGGAAGAGGAGGCCGAGAAAGAGCUCUUUAUCGAAGAUCCAAGUCCAACAGUCUCUGUACUGGUCCUGUCACCACGCUGCUGGCCCGUCUCCCCUCUCUGCUACCUGUACCAUCCCAGAAAGUGCCUUCCCACAGAAUUCUGUGAUGCUCUUGACCGCUUCUCCAGUUUCUACAACCAGAGUCAGAACCAUCCGGUCCUGGACGUGGGGCCACACCGGCGACUGCAGUGGACGUGGCUGGGCCGGGCGGAGCUGCAGUUCGGGGACCAGACGCUGCAUGUGUCCACCGUGCAGAUGUGGCUGCUACUGCAUUUCAAUCAGAUGGAGGAGGUGUCAGUAGAGGCUUUGCUGAAGAAGUCUGACCUCAGCCCUGAGCUGCUGCUCCAGGCCCUCCUACCCCUCACCUCUGACAGCGGCCCUUUGACCCUACAGGAGGGUCAGGACUUCCCACCUAGGGGUGUGCUGCGUCUCCGGGAGCCUGGGCUCCGGCCCCGAGGGGAGGCCCUGUGGCUGCUGCCUCCCCAGACAUACCUGAACGUGGAGAAGGAUGAAGGCCGGACCCUGGAGCAGAAGAGGAACCUCCUGAACUGUCUUCUUGUCCGUAUUCUCAAAGCGCACGGGGAGAAGGGCCUCCACAUUGACCAGCUGGUUUGUCUGGUUCUGGAGGCCUGGCACAAGGGUCCAAAUCCCCCUGGAAGCCUGGGCCGCGCCAUUGCCGGGGGUGUGGCCUGUACCAGCACGGAUGUCCUCUCUUGCAUUCUUCACCUCCUGGGCCAGGGCUAUGUGGAACGGCGAGAUGACUGGCCCCAGAUCCUCACGUACGCCACUCCGGAGCCCUCGGGGCCCUGCCGGGGCCAGGCAGAGAUUCCUUUCUUUGGCAGCCAGACCUCUGAGACCUCCAAGAUGAGCCCAGAAGCCGUGGCUGCCCUGGCUUCCCUCCAGCUGCCUGCGGGCCGCACCAUGAGCCCCCAGGAGGUGGAAGGGUUGAUGGAGCAGACGGUGCGGCAGGUGCAGGAGACGUUGAACCUGGAGCCCGACGUGGCACAGCACCUCCUGGCUCAUUCCCACUGGGGCGCCGAGCAGCUGCUGCAGAGCUACAGCGACGACCCCGAGCCGCUGCUGCUGGCAGCCGGGCUGUGCGUGCCCCAGGCCCAGGCCGCCCCCGCGCGCCCUGACCACUGCCCCGUGUGCGUCAGCCCCCUGGCGCCUGACCACGACUUGCCCACCCUCUGCUGCCGGCACUACUGCUGUAAGUCUUGCUGGAAUGAAUAUCUCACAACGCGAAUUGAACAGAACCUCGUGCUGAACUGCACCUGCCCCAUUGCCGACUGUCCAGCCCAGCCCACGGGGGCCUUCAUCCGUGCCAUUGUCUCUUCACCAGAGGUCAUCUCCAAGUACGAGAAGGCCCUCCUGCGUGGCUACGUGGAGAGCUGCGCCAACCUGACCUGGUGCACCAACCCCCAGGGCUGUGACCGCAUCCUCUGCCGCCAGGGCCUGGGCUGUGGGACCGCCUGCUCCAAGUGCGGCUGGGCCUCCUGCUUCAGCUGUAGCUUCCCUGAGGCACACUACCCUGCCAGCUGCGGCCACAUGUCUCAGUGGGUGGAUGAUGGCGGCUAUUACGAUGGCAUGAGCGUGGAGGCCCAGAGCAAGCAUCUGACAAAGCUCAUCUCCAAGCGCUGCCCCAGCUGUCAGGCUCCCAUUGAGAAGAAUGAGGGGUGUCUGCACAUGACCUGUGCCAAAUGCAAUCAUGGAUUCUGCUGGCGCUGCCUCAAGUCCUGGAAGCCAAAUCACAAAGACUAUUACAACUGCUCUGCCAUGGUAAGCAAAGCCGCGCGCCAGGAGAAGCGCUUCCAGGACUACAACGAGAGGUGUACUUUCCAUCACCAGGCCCGGGACUUUGCUGUGAACUUGCGGAACCGUGUGUCUGCCAUCCAUGAGGUGCCCCCGCCCAAAUCCUUCACCUUCCUCAGUGAUGCCUGCCGGGGUCUCGAGCAGGCACGAAAGGUGCUGGCCUACGCCUGCGUGUACAGCUUCUACAACCAGGACACAGAGCACAUGGACGUGGUGGAGCAGCAGAUCGAGGCCCUGGAGCUGCACACCAACGCCCUGCAGAUCCUCCUGGAGGAAACGCUGCUGCACUGCAGAGACCUGGCCUCCUCGCUGCGCCUCCUGCGGGCUGAGCACCUCAACACCGGCCUGGAGCUGCUGCGGCGGAUCCAGGAACGGCUGCUGGCCAUCCUGCAGCACUCCACCCAGGAAUCCCGCCCUCAGGGAGCUUAUGGACUGGUCCGUAACUUGGGCAGAAAAGGCAUGAUCACACAAUGGAUUUCCGGGUUGGUCUCCAGAGUCCAUCAUCCGAGUCCCGGGAGGCGAAAGGACCCAACGUGCCUGGCAGUCAGCCCCAGGGCUCCUCGGGACUGGAGGUGGAGGAGGAUGAGGACGAGGACGAGGACGAGGACGACGUGCCCGAGUGGCAGCAGGACGAAUUUGAGGAGGAGCUGGACAAUGACAGCUUCUCCUACGAUGAGGAGUCUGAGAACCUGGACCGAGAGACUUUCUUCUUCGGCGACGAGGAGGACGAUGAUGAGGGCUACGACUGAGGGGGCAGGAUGCAGGGAGCGCUGGGGUCACGGGUCAGGCAUGCACCACUGUCCCCUCACAUGGGGGCAGGUGGUUACCAGUGUCUGGCCCCAUCUUCUGUUCACUGAAUAAACUUUUUUUUUCAUAUA